This is a messenger RNA of Urocitellus parryii (Arctic ground squirrel), 2962 nucleotides long. RefSeq names its product UDP-N-acetylglucosamine pyrophosphorylase 1 like 1 (gene Uap1l1). Lineage: Eukaryota; Metazoa; Chordata; Mammalia; Rodentia; Sciuridae. Gene Ontology annotation, biological process: UDP-N-acetylglucosamine biosynthetic process. The record is from RefSeq and is a predicted model, not a curated record. Gene Ontology annotation, molecular function: UDP-N-acetylglucosamine diphosphorylase activity.
CAUGGCCUCGGAAUCGGACGUGCGCGCCCAGCUCCAGCGCGCGGGCCAGGAGCAUCUUAUGCGCUUCUGGGCCGAGCUGGCCCCGGGGCCGCGCGCCGCGCUGCUGGCUGAGCUGGCGCCGCUCGAGCCCGACGCGCUGCGCGAGCAUUGUAGACGMGCGGCGGCGGCCUGGGCACGCGCCUCCGGCCCGCCACCCGGCCUGGCCGCGCGCCUGCAGCCCCUGCCUCCGGAGCGCGUGGGCCGCGCGAGGCUCUGCGACCCCGAGACCCGGCGGCGUUGGGAGGAGGAAGGUUUCCGCCAGAUUGCCCUGAACAAGGUGGCAGUCCUGCUGCUGGCUGGCGGGCAGGGCACUCGGCUGGGUGUCACCUACCCCAAGGGCAUGUAUGAUGUGGGGCUGCCCAGCCAGAAGACCCUGUACCAGCUGCAGGCGGAACGCAUCCGGCGGGUGGAGCAGUUGGCUGGCGAGCGCCAUGGGACUCACUGCACCGUGCCUUGGUACAUCAUGACCAGUGAGUUCACACUGGGGCCCACUGCCAAGUUCUUCAAGGAGCAUGACUUUUUCCACCUGGAUCCAGCCAACGUGGUCCUGUUUGAACAGCGCAUGCUACCUGCUGUGACCUUCGAGGGCAGGGCCAUCCUGGAGCGGAAAGACAAAGUUGCCAUGGCUCCAGAUGGCAACGGGGGUCUCUACUGUGCUCUAGAGGACCACCGUAUCCUGCAGGACAUGGAGCUUCGGGGAGUGGAGUUUGUGCAUGUGUACUGUGUGGACAACAUUCUGGUGCGGCUGGCUGACCCCGUCUUUAUUGGCUUCUGUGUGCUGCAGGGUGCCGACUGUGGGGCCAAGGUGGUGGAAAAGGCGUACCCUGAGGAACCUGUGGGCGUGGUGUGUCAGCUGGACGGGGUUCCCCAAGUGGUGGAGUACAGUGAGAUCAACCCUGAGGUCGCCCAUCUGCGUGGCACUGAUGGUGGCCUGAUUUACAAUGCAGGCAACAUAUGCAAUCACUUCUUCACCCGCGACUUCCUCCAGACCAUCACCAGGGACUGUGAGCCCCUGCUACAGCCACACGUGGCUGUGAAGAAGGUUCCCUACGUGGAUGAGGGGGGAAACCUGGUGAUGCCGCUGAAGCCAAACGGCAUCAAGAUGGAGAAGUUCGUGUUUGAUGUGUUCCCAUUUGCUAGGAACUUUGUUGCCUUUGAAGUGCUUCGGGAGGAGGAGUUUUCCCCGCUGAAGAAUGCUGAGGCGGCCAGCAGGGACAACCCUUCCUCCGCCAGGCGGGCCCUGCUUGCUCAGCACUACCGGUGGGCUCUGCAGGCCGGGGCCCGCUUCCUGGAUGCACAUGGGGCCCAGCUUCCUGCACUGUCCUGCUUACCCCCAGAUGGAGACCCUCCGGCCAUCUGUGAGAUAUCGCCCUUGGUGUCUUACUCUGGAGAGGGUUUGGAAAUGUACCUGCAAGGCCGGGAGCUGCAGUCCCCGUUCAUCCUGGAUGAGGAGCAGGCCAGGGUUCUGCGGCUGCAGGAGAUGUGACUCUCCCAGGCCUGCAGCACGGAAGCCCUUGGGUGGAGACGCAGCCGUGUUCUGCGACCCCUUGGAAGGCAGACUGCUGUGCACCUUCAGCCUGCAGAACCCAGAAGGGAAGAUGCUCCUCCACUGAAUGAGAUGCCCCCUCCUCCGUCACCUGCAGACACAAGUGACCACCAGCCUGCCAUGGGCUUUUGGCUUCGUUUCUGGCACUGGGAUCUGGCUGGGAGGCCAAGGGUUUCAGGACCUUGGAGAAUGAUACUGAAAAGAGGCGUCAGGUGGGGUAGGAGGGAUGUGUGCAUCUGGAGAGCCCAGUGGUGGGGAUGACCCUGUCUGUCUGGAAGCCACUCUGACUGACGUGUAGGCCCAGCACAUUCUCGGCAGAGAUGGGGAAGGCACGCUGGCUGUGGCUGAGGCACUGUUGGGACUUCAGAUGGGGAAAUGGAACGAGCUGACAGGUCUUAUUGCCCCAAAGGGGCUUGUUAAGGGGCUGUCCCUUCCCUCCUUGGCAGCUGAACCAGUAACGGGCGAGGCUGGGGUCCUCACCCUGCAUGGCACAUGGAGGCCGACAGGAGGUCUGGCUGUCCACAGCAAAGGCUCUGAGCAGCUGGGCUGCACACGGACUCCUCCCUUGCUCUUGGUCAUGUCUAUAGGGCUGUGGCUGCAGAUUGAGUGCUUCCCCCCCAGGAACCAAUGAGGCCAGUGCUGGGGACCCCCUGGGUGGUUGCUCAUUAGUCACAAUCAGCUGGGUCAGGAGUGCAGCUCUUGCCCUGCCUACCUGCAGCUUUUGACAGAUCCUGGUGCUUGGGCUCCUCCAGGCUCUUGGGGACACUGACUCAGCCCCCCUUUGGUGCUCUAGCCCUCUCCUGUGCUCUGAAUGAGGCUCCAUCUUCACCAGCAUCACCCACCCUCCACUGUGGGAAGUGUCCUGCGCUGUCAUGGCCACUGGCCCCAGCCCUGCAGCCCCCACUCAUCCCUGUCUGGAAGCUGGACCCCUACGGGGCAUGCCUGUCCGCCCAGCCUGAGCAAGAGGGCCGUGUGAGGCCCAUGCCUUUCCACCUGUGCUUGGUGCCCCACGGUGGUAUCACUGCAAACCUCAGCAGAUCACGUCCCUUAGCACCUUGUUGUAGCUGCUGCACAGGCGAAUAGAGGGCCCAGGGCAGGAGACGAGCCUCAGGACCCCGUCCUGCCCACGGCUGUGCCUCAUGACCAUGACUGGAACCAUUAUGAAACCUUUUGUAUACAAGUACAGUUAGUUGGGUAAAUUCUUGGAAGAACUAAAAAGAAAAAAACUCGAUUACUCCUCCACAUGGGUACAAGGACAGGGAGGUCUCAUGUGCUUACCCAGCUUCCCCCGUAUUGGGUGCCUUUGUUUUUGUCUUUGGGUGCUGGGGAUUGACCCAGGGGUGCUCUUUCACUGAGCUAUAUCCCAGCCCUUUUUAU